Molecule: messenger RNA, 427 nt
Organism: Staurois parvus
Lineage: Eukaryota; Metazoa; Chordata; Amphibia; Anura; Ranidae
Source: the annotation of a GenBank genome assembly
CCUCCCACUGAUACCAAUGAUGGGGCACUAUUCCUCCCACUGAUACCAAUGAUGGGGCGCUAUUCCUCCCACUGAUACCAAUGAUGGGGCACUAUUCCUCCCACUGAUACCAAUGAUGGGGCACUAUUCCUCCCACUGAUACCAAUGAUGGGGCACUAUUCCUCCCACUGACACCAAUGAUGGGGCACUAUUCCUCCCACUGACACCAAUGAUGAGGCACGAUUCUUCCCACUGUGACACCAAUGAUGGGGCACUAUUCCUCCCACUGACACCAAUGACACUUGCUGACCCUGUUCUACAGCACCUCUACACUGAACACUUACCUGCUGCUCCUGCACUCGAUUUUCGCGGGGCUGCUCGGCUCUGCCCCCUCACCGGUGAUUGGCCGCCUGUGUGCCUUUCCUGAGCUGCAGUUCUGGCGGCCAAU